This is a messenger RNA of Aspergillus puulaauensis, 1233 nucleotides long. Its product is annotated as NAD(P)/FAD-dependent oxidoreductase. The record is from RefSeq and is a predicted model, not a curated record. NCBI's taxonomy places the organism in Eukaryota, Fungi, Ascomycota, Eurotiomycetes, Eurotiales, Aspergillaceae. Gene Ontology annotation, molecular function: NADH dehydrogenase activity. The coding region runs from base 1 to 1233 and encodes 410 amino acids. The transcript has a single exon.
AUGUCGGGUAAGAUAGUCAUCAUCGGAGCUGGAUUUGCUGGAGUCUGGAGCGCACUGUCAGCCAGGCGUCUCCUUAACCUUGCCAACAAGGGCGAUGCUGUCGAGAUCCUGGUCAUUGCGCCCGAGCCAGUCCUAGUUAUGCGUCCACGGCUCUACGAAGCGAAUACAUCUAGUUUGACUUUCCCUCUAUCGUCGCUUUUUGCAGAGGCCGGCAUCAGCUCCCUUUCUGGGACCGUCAACACCAUCCACACCGAUACGCGCACCGUUGAAGUGCGAAAUGCUGUGGGUGUCGAGUCAACCAUCGAGUACGGCCGCCUCGUUCUUGCAGCUGGGAGUUCUGUCGCAAGACCCCAGAGCAUCCCCGGACUCCGACAACAUGCCUUUGAUAUCGAUUCGCUGGACGCGGCUUCCAAACUAGAGUCCCAUCUUGACAGCCUCGCUUCACUCCCCCCAACCAAGGGUCGAGACACCGUGGUGGUUUGCGGUGCUGGCUUCACGGGCAUCGAACUCGCAACCGAACUGCCCAAGCGACUUGGCCACAUCGAGAGACCUCGCGUCGUCUUGGUGGGAGACAAAGAUCAAGUUGCACCAGAUUUUGGUUCCACUACCCGGGCGACAAUAUCCGAAGCCUUGGAGGAUCUCGGGGUGGAAGUCAAGAUUGGGACCGGCAUCCAGGCCGUUGAUGCGGACAGCGUCACUCUUACAUCUGGCGAGCGCAUCGAGACACGCACAGCGAUCUGGACUGCUGGAGUCAGGGCUACAACGCUCACACAACAGAUCCUGGCACCCAAGGAUGCCUUGGCCCGCCUUCAUGUUGAUCAAUAUCUCCGCGUUCCCGCUGUCCACGGCGUUUUUGCAACCGGCGAUACUGCCUGUGCGCUCGCUGAUGGGAACAGUCAAUAUGCGUUGAUGUCUUGCCAGCAUGCCAUUCCUCUCGGCCGCGUCUCUGGCCACAAUGCGGCAGCCGACCUUCUUGGUGAACCCCUCGUGGAGUAUAAUCAGGCUGCGUACAAUUGCUGCCUUGACCUUGGUGCUUGGGGAGCACUGGUGGCUGGUGGCUGGCAAAGGGGAAGUAUUAUAGCCUCUGGAGAUACAGCAAAGCGUGUGAAAUGUUAUAUCAACCAAACGCUAAUAUACCCUCCUGAGGAUGUUCAGGACGCCCUCGGCCUCGCUGACCCUGUUGGUGCUGAUUCUGACCAGCUGUUUGAACAGCUGUUUCGCGCUGUUCAAUAG